This is a messenger RNA of Anisakis simplex (herring worm), 1134 nucleotides long. NCBI's taxonomy places the organism in Eukaryota, Metazoa, Nematoda, Chromadorea, Rhabditida, Anisakidae. The record is from the annotation of a GenBank genome assembly.
AUGUGCAAUUGCCGUAUUUUGUUUGCUUUAGUGCUCUUCGCUAUAGGAUCGAUACCUGACACUCAUAUACAUUCAGGCAAAUGUGCAUCAUCUUCAACAAAGCGUGUUGCUGUUGUUGGCCAAGGAGUUAUUGGAGUGUCCUCGGCGUUAGCUUUAAUAGAGCGUGAUCCUCAUCUUAAUAUAACCGUUUUCUAUGAUAUUCCAUUCGAAGAAACUGUGAGCUAUGGACCAGCUGGGUUAUAUCGUAUUGAUAGCUUAGACGAUAGGGCUUAUGCAAAACGCGCAUUCGCACGAUAUGCGAAAAUAUUCCGCGAUCUACCAGCAAGUGAGACGGGAGUGAAUCUAGUCUCAGGGCAUAUUCUAUCCAACAACUUAACUGCACUUGUUGAACAAGACGAAAUAUACGGUGAUAUCGUGUAUAAUUUUCAUUAUCUUCGCGAAGAUGAGAUGCAACAAUUUGCAUUACCUGAAAAUGAUAGUAGUCACACAUUCGCGAUACACUAUACAGCAUACACAACCGAAGGUGGCAAAUACGUUCCGUGGAUGAAGAAACAAUUGCUUGAUAAGGGCGUCCGCUUCGUACAGAAACGCUUGUCGAAUUUAAACGAGUUGUACAACGACUUUGAUGUGAUUGUGAAUUGUGCUGGUUUGAAUGGUGGAAAAUUAGCGGGUGAUGGUGAUGAACGCAAUAUGUUCCCUAUUAGAGGAAUUAUCUUCGAGGUGAACGCGACGUGGCAUAAUCACUUUCUAUUCAGAGAUUUCAUCACGUUCAGCAUUCCAACAACGGAUAAAUUCUUCAUUGGAUCAGUAAAACAGGGUGGCAGAUAUGAUCUCGGUAUAACGCAAACCGAUCGUGAUGAUAUUCUCGGACGAUAUUAUAAGCUUGAACCAACACUUAAGGAUGCAGCGAUCCUUAACGAGUGGUCGGGUCUUCGGCCUGGUCGACAUGGAGGUGUUCGUCUGGAAAUGACAACGCUGCGUUUUCCUGUACCAACGAAUAGCACGAAUCAAAACAAUGGUGAACGCAUUGUUCAAAUAGUUCAUAACUAUGGCCACGGAGGGCAUGGAUUCAGCAUCAGUUGGGGAUGUGGUGAAGUGGUAGCUGAUCUCGUGGUCGGCAGUCAUCAACAAUAG